This is a messenger RNA of Myxocyprinus asiaticus (Chinese sucker), 1158 nucleotides long. Its product is annotated as hairy/enhancer-of-split related with YRPW motif protein 1-like. The record is from RefSeq and is a predicted model, not a curated record. The transcript is spliced from 4 exons. Gene Ontology annotation, biological process: regulation of transcription by RNA polymerase II; anterior/posterior pattern specification; regulation of neurogenesis. Gene Ontology annotation, molecular function: DNA-binding transcription factor activity, RNA polymerase II-specific; protein dimerization activity; RNA polymerase II cis-regulatory region sequence-specific DNA binding. NCBI's taxonomy places the organism in Eukaryota, Metazoa, Chordata, Actinopteri, Cypriniformes, Catostomidae. The coding region runs from base 95 to 934 and encodes 279 amino acids. Gene Ontology annotation, cellular component: nucleus.
CCAUUUCAACAGUUUCCAACAUCUAGGAGGAAGAAAUUAAAGCUUGUCUGUGAAUACAAGAAAGAGCUGUUCAAACUCAGUUCAAACUCUCAGCAUGGCAAAGACAGAAGGCAUUAAAAGAAAGUUGAAACCAGUGAUAGAAAAGAAGAGGAGAGAUCGAAUCAACUACAAUCUAGAGGCGUUGAGAGAUCUGCUUUAUAAGAACACUGCAGACACACGUUUACAAAGUCAUAAACUGGAAAAGGCAGAGAUUUUAGACCUUGCAGUUCAGUACAUCAGAAAGACAACAAGAAAGAUGAAGACAAAAGGAACGUCUAAUGAAAUGGAUUCAAAGGCUACUAUGAAUCAGUCUGUUUCUGUGGGCACCACAGCCUAUGUAUUAGACCUCAAUGGGAGAUUUAACCCAUCUGAGCAGAAGGCAGCUUUUCCGAAACUGGGGGACAAUCUUGAAAACAACCUAACUGGUGCUUCCAGAGUAGAAAUUGAACCAGCAGCUCAGACAGGCAUCUCAAAGGCAAAUAUUUAUUUGUCACCAUCAGGCAAAAACUACCCUCGAGAACUUCUCGUACACCCUGGAUUGUCUUUGUGUAACUCUAAACUUUUAUAUCAAACAACUUGCCCCCACAAUUCCACAUCAUCACACUAUAAUUCUCCUCCAUCAUCUCCCACCUUUACCAGUGUGUCCUGCUCUCUCAGUAAAUCUCCUACAUAUAUUUCCACAUCUUGUCCCCUAUCUCUCCCUCUCUCUUUGCCUCCCCGUCCUGACACACUGUCUUCUCUUAAAACAACAUCAGUUUCACUUCACAGGCCGGUGUCUCUGUCUCAGCCCUUUCUGCCCCACAUCGCUAAAGAUUUUACCCCACCGCAGUCACCUGUCCUUAGACAGGAACCCUUCCCUCUCCAGGUCCAGUCCACAUGGAGACCAUGGAGCUGAACUAUUACCAUGAACCACUUUAGGUUAUUAACUUUAUUUAGGCACUGGCUCCAAUGGAGAAAUAAUCAGGGUCUCUCAGAGGCAUCUUAUGGACAUAUGGUGUGACCAAUUGCCACUUAGGUUUACCUCUAGUUAGUAUUAAUCUUGUCAUGUUUAUCAAUGACAUUUUUAGUUCACUUGAUUAUUUAUUGUUUUGUCCAAUGUUUGUUCAUUGUAACCUGUAA